Messenger RNA from Meloidogyne enterolobii, 2140 nucleotides. Lineage: Eukaryota; Metazoa; Nematoda; Chromadorea; Rhabditida; Meloidogynidae. The record is from the annotation of a GenBank genome assembly.
UUUAUUUUUUUAUAUUUGCCAGUUGGAGAUUUUUUUGUUGGACCAACUUAAUUCUCAAAACCACCUUUCCCGAAGAUAUCUUGUCCGAUCAGAUUUCAUUUACACUAGGCUUUCUUUUUCUUAUUUUUAUUGCCUGUAAUUGAAUGUCUUUCUUCUCUUUUUUAUUUUUUCGAUUAAUCUUAUAGUUAAACAAAAUUGUUUUCUUAAGCAUUUUUUAUUUUUUACCAGUCGAACAUCUUUAUAAGACACACAAUAUAAGACGCCUCAAUUUAAGAUACGUUUUCUAACUCUGAUUGCCCACUGGUUAGGAGGAGCUGUGAGAGUGCCUAAAGGAAAGCUGUCUAAAAGUAAUCUCCGAUUUAAAAUACACCUAUCAGUAUAAAAUAAACCUCAUUAUAAGCUACCCUCAAAAUAAGAUACCAGUGCUGUGCAAACUUUUCGCCUGGCAAAUUUAAAAUUUUUAAAAACGCCAAAAGACAGAACGCCAAAAAAGGCAACUCAAUUUAGGGCAAUUUUUUUUGAAUUCGAUUGUCCAUACGUUAGGAGGAGAGGUCUAAGAAAAACCUCCAAUUUAAAUACACCUCAUUAUAAGAGACAAUUUCUUUACCAAAAAGGAAGCAAGCAAGGUUUUUUAGGUUGACAUUGAUAUAUUAAAAAUAAAUAAAUUUUGGUUAAAGUACAAGCUAAUUUUCCCCCUUCCUGUUUUUUUUCUUAGUAACAUGCAAGGCAUUUAUAUUUUUCAAAGAAAAAGUUUAAGGAAAAAACACGCAAACAUCCGGUUAACUUUCUUUGUAUAAUUAAAAAUCAAAUAAUUUGAGUCAUAGGAACUUUCCAAUAAAAAGGACGGAGAAGUAUGAAAGGGGAAGUAGAGGAACUGGGGAGGACUCAGAACCGGGAGCGUCCAUCAUUCCCUCAUAUGUCGCUCAUAUCCAAAAAGGCUCAGAAGCUGACUUUACAACCACGAAUCAAGGCAUGGGUUCCUCACGUUCUUCCAAUAUCGGACUUCACUAUAAGAUACACCCAAUAAUAAAUACAACUAUUUAAGAGACGUUUUUUUAAAAGUUGGUUGGAUAUUAGGUUGGGGAUUUUCUAACCAAUACCUUGCUAUCUAAGGUCCUCAUUAGUGAGUCCAAAAGUACGUUUUUAGCCCCCAAUCAAAACCCUAUUUAAAAUACGCUUAUUAUAUGAUACGGGUUUUCGUCCUCUAAUGUAUACCUCUCUAUUUAAGGUAUCUCAUUAUAAGGUCAUUUUUCGACCUCAAGGUGUAUCUUUUAAUGAGUCCAAAAGUUUUAUUAUCUGUAAAACUCAAAAGUGUUUAACCUAACUUUCUUUUAAAAAAUCUUAGCUAGAUAAUUGGCCCACUGUUUUGGCAAAUUUCCCCUUUUUUGCCUGCGGCGACGUCCCGUGAAAAUCGACAUUUAAUAUUCUCAUCAAUAUCUUCCUUCUUAACGUAAAAUAGCCAAAUAAAAACGGCAAAAGGGCAAAAAAGACAAUUUAGAAAAAAUAAAGAGAAUUUGAAAAAGUAUAGGGGGAAAAGUAGCGCAAAAGUUUUUUACUUCCUCAUUUCUCCUUGAAGAAGUAAUAAAUGUUUUCUGUACUUUUAUUGCAUUUUUUCUUAAGAUAUGUUUGUUUAUUUCUAAUAACCUUAAAAAGAUAUACCCUAAGGGGCUGGAAAAUUGUAGCUAAUUAGGGCUUACCUCAAUUUACCCCAACUCUAUAUCUAAUAAUGAGGUCUUCCUUAAUUGAUAAGAAGCUGAGACUCGUACAUUAUAAUGUAUGUUAAAUUGAAGGUUUUCUCUCUCAGAUAUUGAAGGUUUCUCUUUCUCUCCCAUUAGCCGACCAAAUCUAAAACCUAUUUUGAAUUGAGAUUAUUUAUGUACAUACAUAUAAUAUUGGGUUUAUCUUGUAAUGAGUAAGGUUGUCGGCUAGUUGAAAAUCUUCGGAUAUCCGAAUCCGAUAUCCGACCCGAAAAGUUCCAGAUAUCCGGUCUUUUUCGGAUCCGGAUAGCCGGAUCCAACAACCUUAAUCCACAUAUAUCUUGUUUAUCAUAUUAUUUCCUUCUUUCUUUUUCAAUUUAUCGCUACCUAAAUUUCUACAUUUCAAAUAAAAAAAAAUAAUUUUAAUAUUUACAUAAUAUUCC